CAACAAUAGUCAUUCCAGUGUAGGUCGCGCGCGAUCACACCCGCAUUCACCGCCGCAGUCACACGAUACACAAAACAUUCGGAAACGAUUAUAUUUCUAUCAACACGUCUCGGAAAUUCUCUGCUAAUAACCAAGAAACAGUAUUCGUUCAUAUAUAUUUUAUUAAAUCAUCAAAGUGUGUAUUUAUAAACUUGUGUUCAAGUGUUUUCAAUCUUUUGAGCGGAAUAUGCAUCUUCAAUCACUUUUAUUUUGAAUCGACAGCUCACAUCGAUGCGCUGCUGCCGUCUCAAGUGGCUACUAGAGUAUAAUGACGGCUGUAGUGGCGAUGAGCACGACGACGUCACCAAAGACUUCGCUUGCCAAGCUCGUGCUGUAUCCUAAGCCGAAGCCCUUCAAGGUCAUGGUAUUAGGCCAAUCUGGAGUCGGUAAAUCAGCUCUUGUGGUCAGAUUUAUUACACGAAGAUUCAUCGGCGAAUACGAUCCCAAUUUAGAGAAGAUCUACGCAUUCCAAACUGUCAUUGAUAACGAGAUGGUUUAUUUUGAAAUAUUAGAUUCUGCUGGAGAAUCACACGAAAGUGAAUACGCGAAUCUCGAGAGCAACAUACGUUGGGCGGAGGCGUUCAUUCUAAUGUAUUCGGUCACGGACAAGUGCUCGUUCGACGAGUGCCACCGACUCAAAUUCCUCAUCAACUACAACAAGAGAAGACGCCGACUCGCUUCCUCUAUGAGGGAUUGUGCCAUAGAAACCCCAGUGGUCAUGGUGGGCAACAAGGUAGACCAAGUUGGCGACCGAAUGGUCACAACAGAGGAAGGCCAGCGAAGAAGCAAGGAGAUCGGCUGCGUGUGCUUCCAUGAGAUCUCAGUCAGGGAGAGUAUUGACCAGGUAUGGGGUGUAUUCCGUGAUGCGCGACGAUUCUGGCGCGUGAGCAGUAAAUGGUCGAAGAGAGACGGCGACAGACACCCUGCAGCACUGGGGCGGCCUCUGGCACGAGCGUCUUCUGAUACCACGCCAGAUACUAACGCCGCUCCACCCUUUUGUCGUCGAUGGACAGAAAUGGAAUUAGAUGAAGAAGAUGAAGUGUGUGUUGGUCGCAGUGAUUCGACAUCAUCGUCGGGUCGGUCGGAGUGUGGGGACGAGUUCCGAGCCCGAGCCAGCACGGACUCACGCCUCCCGCCGAGGCCAGCGAGACCCAGACAUCCCCUACCAACGAGACCAUUCCCUGCUCCAGUCAGAAGAAUGAGCGUCGCCAUGAGAGGAAACAACGCUAGCACUUACUAAACAAGAACUGCUGUUAUACGACCAAACCUUAAUAUAAUAUUACAUGUAUGUAAAGUACGAGUGAAUGUUGUGUGUACACUUAAUGUAAUGUUAGACCCCUAACAAUGUCAAACUGAAAGACACACUGACCUAGAUACAAUGUUAGAUCAAUCAUCUCGUUCGUUUUACUAACGCGUUCAUUACCUACAUAAUUGUAAUAGGUAAGGAAACUAGUCUAAUACAGUAUUAUGUUGCUAAAGAUCUGUAAGGUAGGUAAGUUAAAAAGAAAAUAAAAUUAUUAUUUAUUUUAGAUUUAUUUAUCUUAUUUUUUACUUAACAUUUCACAUAAAACUCAAAUCAGUUAUUGCAUUCAUGUGUAGGUACAUAUACAUGUUACAUUAGCAGAUUAGUUUCAAUUUGAAACCCGGUUAGGGCACGGCAGCAUACAUAAUGACACAAUAAGCAUAUAGACAGACACAACAAAUGUGAUUAUUAUAACAAAACUAACAUAACAUAACUUUAAUUAAUAUCAAUGUAUCACCACUAUUAUGUUAUUUUAAUUAUUGUAGUAUCAGUAUAUACUAAGUAAUAAUAUGGCAUACGUUGCUUUGAUCGUGGUCACAAGUAGACAGAAAUGGAAAGUUACAAGCCAGAAGGACAAACAAACUUCUUAACGCUGAGCUAUUUGAUCAAUCAAAAUCAUUAUUCACAUCAUUCCUCCAUACAUUCAUCAUUCAGCGUUUUUGUACGUACAUACGUCCUGUUCUUUUCUACCUUUAUAAACUUACUUGAUCACACUAUUUCACCCUUUUCAUUAUGUGUAAAGUUUUAAUAUAUGGAUAUUAAAACUUUUUAAAUAAACUUUGCUUUACACUAGUUUUUUCUCCUAAAUCGUAGGUGCGUUUACAAACAUAUGUAUAAUUUCCAAAUGACACUCGACCCAAAAAAACAAUUUGUUGAUAACACAAAGAUUUGCUACGUGCGGGAACUGAAUCCGCUACCCGUUGCGCGGCAGCUGGUUGCUCAGCCACCACACCAAACGUGCAGUCAGAUUUGAUUCUACAACCCGUGCCACUUUCAUUCUCAUUCUUAUUUUUACACAUUUCUACAAAACGUCAAUCUCUGAAUAGAAAUAAAUUCGUGAUCAACGCCAAAGAUUAACUAAAAAAUCCUGAUCACCAACUCUAUAACCUUUUAAAUCACGUUUUCGUUAU
This is a messenger RNA of Spodoptera frugiperda (fall armyworm), 2472 nucleotides long. Its product is annotated as ras-related and estrogen-regulated growth inhibitor. The record is from RefSeq and is a predicted model, not a curated record. The coding region runs from base 308 to 1279 and encodes 323 amino acids. NCBI's taxonomy places the organism in Eukaryota, Metazoa, Arthropoda, Insecta, Lepidoptera, Noctuidae. Gene Ontology annotation, molecular function: GTPase activity; GTP binding. The transcript is spliced from 7 exons.